AUUCCAUUUCCGAUAGAGACGCACAGACUCGUAUAGAGAGGGGAGGAGGAAAAGAAAAAUUUCCUAGGGUUUCGAUUUUUUCUUUUUUAAUUUUUUCGAACGCUCCUCCCUCCUUCUCUUCCUUUCUAUCUACAAAUCCAAACCCUAGGCGUCUCGAUCUGACAAAGAAAGGCUUCGGCUUCUUCUCGCUAGCAAUUCUCUCCCUUCUCCUCCCAUUCCUCGUCCUCUUCCUCCCCCUCCUCUCUUCUUCCUCCUCCAAACUCCCCACGACAACGGCGGAGGAGGAGAUAGAGGAAGAGGAAGAGGAAGAAGAAGCGGUAGCCCCGGCGGCAGAGGCAGAGGCGGAGAGGGGGAGAGGCGUGGUUGAAUCCAAGAAGAAGGGGAGGAGAACCGAUGCUGGCGGCGGGGGAUCCAUGGAUCCCGAGGAACCCCCGCCGGCGGCGGCCCAACCGCCACAGUGCGACUGCUCAUGCCUCUGCUGCGGCCCCACCGCCGCCUGGCGCCGCUCCCUGAAGCGCAAGCUCGACCAGGUGGAGGCCGGGGUGGCCGUGGCCACCAUGAACGCCCGCCGCGACCGCCCCAUCGCUGGAGAGGGAGAAGGAGACGAGGAGGUGGCCCGGGUGGAGAUCGAGAACGAGGCGGCGGCGCUUCGGGAGGCGCUGGGGAGCCACCAGCAGUCCAUCCAGGAGCUGUACACGGAGCUGGAGGAAGAGCGGAACGCGGCGGCGACGGCAGCGAGCGAGGCGAUGUCGAUGAUCCUCCGGCUUCAGCGGGAGAAGGCGGAGGCCCAGAUGGAGGCUCGCCAGUUCAAGCGCUUCGCUGAGGAGAAGAUGGCUCACGAACAGCAGGAGUUUGCCGCCCUCGAAGACCUCCUCUUCAAGCGCGACCAGGCCGUCCAAUCCCUCUCCUGCGAGGUCCAGGCCUACAAGCACUGCCUCCUCAGCUACGGGAUCAUCGCCUCCUCCGCCGCCCCCACCCCAACCGAGCCUCUCACACCCGACGCCGCCACCGCUACUGCCUCUGCCGAUGUCCUCUAUUCCCAAUUCGACCUCCCUCCGCCUCCUCCACUGCCGUCGUCCUUAUACGACUACCCUCCCCUCCGCUGCACCGUGCCCUCCGAGGCUGACAAUUAUGGUGCUGCAACCGAUCUCGAAAAGUACCCCUUUGGCGAGACCCCUCGCGAGCACCUCCAGAAGCUCGAGCAGCGCAUCUGCCAGUUGGAGAGAAUGCCGAGCAGCAGCCAUUUUGUCAUGGACAAGGGGGUCAUUGGCCAGUCCCCGAGAGGACGAGGAGGUUACCGCCCAAAGCAUCUCAGGAAGUUCUCCUCCUUUGACAGCUUCGGCCCUGGGUCGCCCACAUUCAACAGAGGAGAAGAAUUUCCUGUUAUGGUGGACCGUGCAUGGGAUUGCAGUGGGAGGGAUGAUAUGAGCGACAGGGUGUACACGGUCGAUGCAGUGAACGGGGUGAUGGUUGGGGCAUGCGAGUCAUAUAUGAGCACACCGAGGGAGUUUUGGAGCCAGCGGGAUCCAGGCAGUGUUGAAGAAGGGGAGAUACGGAAGCUGUACAUGAGGCUCCAGGCUCUCGAGGCUGACAGGGAAUCGAUGAGGCAGGCAAUUAUAUCGAUGGGCACAGAUAAGGCGCAGACAGUGCUGCUGAAGGAAAUAGCUCAGCAGCUGUGUAAGGAUGCAGUGCCGGAGAGGAGGAUCAUAAAGAAGCAAUCUUUUCUUAAGAGAUUUUCAAUCAUGUCCGCUAUUAAGCGGGUCAUGUCAUUUCUUUUCUGGAGAAAGAAAUCUUCCCGGAUCAAGUACACAUUCGGGUUAUCGGCCAGCAAUGCUGGCUUAUUGCUGCUUUUAGACAAGACUUCCCGUAUGCGGCACAGGAGAUUUCUCACAAGAACACAGUGGUGAACUGGUGAUAGUGAUUGAAUUCGACUGUCUCCUACAUGCUACAUGUGCAGUUCCUCUGAAACAUAAGUGCAUUGGUAUAAAACUGAAUAGAAUGUUGGUCAUGUCUGGAUAUUAUUUGGAAAUCAAUUCUUUCAUGGAUGUCACCAGAUUGUAGAUGAAAAGUCUCUUUGUUGUAUUUCUUGCUUUUUUUUUUUUUCAUCUACCCUCUACAUGUUUGAUGAGCAAACAAGGAGCACGUAUAUAGGAAGCAUGCCCUACAAUCUGUUGUAACUCAGCUUACGAUGGACAUCCUUGAUAUCCUGUAUGCAUACUGAGGUCUCUCCAUAUAGCCACGGCCUCAGCGUGUGAUCUAUGUGCUUUUUGUUUAUUUUUUUGUUUUUAUUUUUUGUUCUUACUGCCUUCUUUGUUGAAAUACAGAAUAUUGAGAGGGAACUAAACCAUGGUACGUGG
Messenger RNA from Phoenix dactylifera (date palm), 2357 nucleotides. RefSeq names its product myosin-binding protein 7. NCBI's taxonomy places the organism in Eukaryota, Viridiplantae, Streptophyta, Magnoliopsida, Arecales, Arecaceae. The record is from RefSeq and is a predicted model, not a curated record.